CUGGAGGAACCUCUGGAGCAGCUGUUGGCUGGCUCCUCUGACUGAUGGCAUGUUGAGGUACAUGGGCCAGUGGCAGCGAGGGCAUCUGAUCCAGAGGGGGCCACUCUAAAGGCCGGGCUACCAGCACCAUGGGCCAGUGUGUCACCAAGUGCAAGAAUCCCUCAUCGACCCUGGGCAGCAAGAAUGGAGAUCGUGACCCCAGCAGCAAGUCACACAGCAGGCGGGGUGCAAGCCACCGUGAAGAGCAGGUGCCACCAUGUGGCAAGCCAGGUGGGGAUAUCCUCAUCAAUGGGACCAAGAAGGCGGAGGCUACCACUGAAGCCUGCCAGCUGCCAACAUCCUCAGGCGAUGCUGGGAGGGAGUCCAAGUCCAAUGCUGAGGAGUCUUCCUUACAGAGAUUGGAAGAACUGUUUAGGCGCUACAAGGAUGAGCGGGAGGAUGCAAUUUUGGAGGAAGGCAUGGAGCGCUUUUGCAAUGACUUGUGUGUCGACCCCACAGAAUUUAGAGUGCUGCUCUUGGCUUGGAAGUUCCAGGCUGCAACCAUGUGCAAAUUCACCAGGAAGGAGUUUUUUGAUGGCUGCAAAGCAAUAUGUGCAGACAGCAUUGACGGAAUCUGUGCACGGUUCCCUAGCCUCUUAACAGAAGCCAAACAAGAGGAUAAAUUCAAGGAUCUCUACCGGUUUACAUUUCAGUUAGGCCUGGACUCUGAAGAAGGACAACGGUCACUGCAUCGGGAAAUAGCCAUUGCCCUGUGGAAACUAGUCUUUACCCAGAACAAUCCCCCAGUUUUGGACCAGUGGCUAAACUUCCUAACAGAGAAUCCCUUGGGGAUCAAGGGCAUCUCCCGGGAUACUUGGAACAUGUUCCUUAACUUCACUCAGGUGAUUGGCCCCGACCUCAGCAACUACAGUGAGGAUGAGGCCUGGCCAAGUCUCUUCGAUACCUUUGUGGAGUGGGAAAUGGAGAGAAGGAAGAGAGAAGGGGAAGGGAGAGGUGCACUCAGCUCAGGGCCCAAGGGCUUGUGUCCCGAGGAGCCGACUUAGUGGCUCUGUCCCAGGAGCAGCAGCAAGGAUCUGCCCGCUGCCCUGCAGCCAACCGAGGAAUUGGACCUUUCUGGAAAUUACUGAAGAUCCGGAUAUUUUCUACUUUACACCUUUCUCUGCCUUGUAUCUGAAAGGGCUCUAAAAUGCUGUAUAAUGUUUUAGGCACUUUCUUCAUUUUUCGGUUAUUUUGGUUAUUUCUUUUUUGGGGGGGAUCCCCCAAAAUAUUUGAACCUGGCUACAUGUUGUGUAUCUUUUUUUGAAGCCUUCAGAUAGAAUAAGCCUGCCAUUUCUUGCACAAAUUAGAUUUUUUUUUGUGGGGGAGGGUGUAGAGAAGGGUGGGGGACGGGAUGUUAGGUUGAAUUAACAUUACAAAAUGAUACAGUGCCAGAUCUCAGUUUUGCAUAUUGUUUUUCAGGGCAGGUCUGUACUGUGUGUAGUGCUGUUUACAUGGUUAAAUUUAGGUUGUAAUAAUUAUUUUUAAAGAUUUACACAGAUUUGAAUAGCAGUGUUAACUGUUAACCACAUUGCAUUAAUUCCCAGGCGAAUUAGAGCUCUUGGAGUGCCAAGGCCAGCCAAGAGCAU
Molecule: messenger RNA, 1625 nt
Organism: Nycticebus coucang (slow loris)
Lineage: Eukaryota; Metazoa; Chordata; Mammalia; Primates; Lorisidae
Product: DCN1-like protein 3
Biological process (GO): protein neddylation; positive regulation of ubiquitin-protein transferase activity
Cellular component (GO): ubiquitin ligase complex
Molecular function (GO): cullin family protein binding; ubiquitin-like protein binding; ubiquitin conjugating enzyme binding
Source: RefSeq, a predicted model, not a curated record